CUGUAUUGAGUGUUGGCCAGUGGUCUUUGGUAGCCUGGGCAGCAGCGGGGCAGACAUGGAGCUGCUGGCUGGGACUGGCCUGUGGCCCAUGGCCAUAUUCACAGUCAUCUUCAUAUUACUGGUGGACCUGAUGCACCGGCGCCAGCGCUGGACUUCUCGCUACCCUCCAGGCCCUGUGCCGUGGCCUGUGCUGGGCAACCUGCUGCAGGUGGACCUCUGUAACAUGCCAUACAGCAUGUACAAGCUUCAAAACCGCUAUGGUGACGUGUUCAGCCUACAGAUGGGUUGGAAGCCAGUGGUGGUGAUCAAUGGACUGAAGGCAGUGCAGGAACUGCUGGUGACCUGUGGAGAGGACACUGCUGACCGCCCUGAAAUGCCCAUCUUUCAACAUAUAGGCUAUGGGCACAAAGCUAAAGGUGUGGUGCUUGCACCUUACGGGCCUGAGUGGCGAGAGCAGAGGCGAUUCUCUGUGUCCACCCUGCGCAACUUCGGUGUGGGCAAGAAAUCCCUGGAGCAGUGGGUGACAGACGAGGCCAGCCACCUCUGUGAUGCCCUCACCGCUGAGGCAGGGCGGCCCCUCGAUCCUUACACCCUCCUGAACAAGGCUGUGUGCAAUGUAAUUGCAUCUCUCAUUUAUGCCCGCCGCUUCGACUAUGGAGACCCUGAUUUCAUCAAGGUGCUAAAAAUAUUGAAAGAAAGCAUGGGAGAGCAAACUGGCUUGUUUCCUGAGGUUUUGAACAUGUUCCCAGUUCUCCUGCGCAUCCCAGGGUUAGCUGACAAAGUCUUCCCUGGGCAAAAGACAUUUCUCACCAUGGUGGAUAACCUGGUGACUGAGCACAAGAAGACUUGGGACCCUGACCAGCCACCUCGAGACCUGACUGAUGCCUUUCUGGCUGAGAUAGAGAAGGCCAAGGGGAACCCUGAGAGUAGUUUCAAUGAUGCAAAUCUACGUCUGGUGGUCAAUGACCUGUUUGGUGCUGGGAUGGUGACUACUUCUAUCACUCUAACCUGGGCCCUGCUGCUCAUGAUCCUGCAUCCGGAUGUGCAGUGCCGAGUACAACAGGAAAUCGAUGAGGUCAUAGGGCAGGUGCGGCAUCCAGAGAUGGCAGACCAGGCCCACAUGCCGUUCACCAAUGCUGUCAUCCAUGAGGUGCAGCGCUUUGCAGACAUUGUCCCAAUGAAUUUGCCACACAAGACUUCUCGUGACAUUGAAGUGCAGGGCUUCCUUAUCCCUAAGGGGACAACCCUCAUCCCCAACCUGUCCUCAGUGCUGAAGGAUGAGACUGUCUGGGAGAAGCCCCUCCGAUUCCACCCUGAACACUUCCUGGAUGCCCAGGGCAACUUUGUGAAGCAUGAGGCCUUCAUGCCAUUCUCAGCAGGCCGCAGAGCAUGCCUGGGGGAGCCCCUGGCCCGCAUGGAGCUCUUCCUCUUCUUCACCUGCCUCCUGCAACGCUUCAGCUUCUCCGUGCCCACUGGACAGCCCCGGCCCAGCGACUAUGGUGUCUUUGCCUUUCUCCUUAGCCCUUCCCCCUACCAGCUCUGUGCAUUCAAACGUUAGAAGGAAAGAAAUUCUAGUCCAGCCUCUACCUUAGUGUCAUACACAGAUUAAAACAGUUCUGUGGCUGCCA
Molecule: messenger RNA, 1628 nt
Organism: Rattus norvegicus (Norway rat)
Lineage: Eukaryota; Metazoa; Chordata; Mammalia; Rodentia; Muridae
Gene: Cyp2d3
Product: cytochrome P450, family 2, subfamily d, polypeptide 3
Exons: 9
Coding region: 56-1558 (500 amino acids)
Cellular component (GO): endoplasmic reticulum membrane
Molecular function (GO): heme binding; oxidoreductase activity, acting on paired donors, with incorporation or reduction of molecular oxygen; oxidoreductase activity, acting on paired donors, with incorporation or reduction of molecular oxygen, reduced flavin or flavoprotein as one donor, and incorporation of one atom of oxygen
Source: RefSeq, marked provisional